AAAUGUAAAUAAAAAAGACCCUACACACGUGCUUUUCUCACAAUUCCCCCAAAUUCAAAUUCUCUCUCCCUCUUCCUUCAACGGCUACAUCUAUCUAUCUCUCCCAUCCUUCUCUUUCGCUUCCUUGUCCUACCAAACCCUACUCUCUCUCAUUUCCACACACAUUCUCUCUCUCUCUCUCUCUCUCUAGAAAAGUUCUUUUUCUCUCUGUGAGAUCUGUGCUCGCGAUGAAGCACUUCAUGCUACCGAGAAACGCGAUCUUGAGGGAGGCAAAUUCCACCGAUCCAGCGUCGUCGCCGAGCCCUUGCUCCGCCAAGCCACGCCCGUCUCGGAAGUCUAAAUCGGCCAAGGAGAAUGCGCCGCCGUCCGAUCUGACCUCCAUCCCCUCCGAAUCCAAGCCAUCGCCGGCUAUGGCGGCCAAAUUGAAGAGUCCAUUGCCGCCGAGGCCACCUCCUGCAAAUUCUCACAAAAGGAAGCUCAGCUUUGAGUCCGGGACUGAGAACUCGGCUUCUGAUUCCGGCGUUCAGGUAGUAGUCCGAAUGCGUCCACCACACAAGGAUCGGGAUGAAGGUGAUUUGAUAGUUCAGAAGAUUUCUGGUGAUUCGUUAUUGAUUAAUGGACAAACUUUCACAUUCGACUCAGUUGCUGAUGUUGAAGCAACACAGGAAGAUAUCUUCCAACUUGUAGGAGCACCUCUUAUCGAAAAUUGUAUGGCUGGAUUCAAUAGUUCUGUAUUUGCAUAUGGACAGACGGGAAGCGGAAAGACUUAUACCAUUUGGGGUCCGGCCAACGGCUUGUUGGAAGAAAACUUAUCCAGUGAUCAAGCAGGGUUAACCCCUCGUGUUUUUGAGAGACUAUUUGCCCGCAUAAAUGAGGAGCAAAUCAAGCGCGCUGAGGAAAAACUUAACUAUCAAUGUCACUGUUCUUUUCUCGAGAUUUACAAUGAACAAAUCACAGAUUUGUUGGAUCCAAAUCAAAGAAAUCUCCAGAUAAGAGAAGAUGUCAAAUCUGGCGUCUAUGUUGAAAAUCUCACAGAGGAGUAUGUAGGUACAAUGAAGGAUGUGACUAGGCUCUUGAUAAAGGGUUUGUCAAACAGGAGGACAGGUGCAACUAGUAUUAAUGCGGAGAGUUCCCGCUCACAUACUGUUUUUACUUGUGUUGUUGAAUCCCGAUGCAAGAGCAAGGCAGAUGGUUUAAGCACCUGCAAAACAAGCAGAAUAAAUCUUGUUGAUCUAGCUGGUUCAGAGAGACAAAAGUUAACCGGUGCAGCAGGGGAUCGUUUAAAGGAAGCUGGGAAUAUUAAUAGAUCACUUUCACAACUUGGGAAUUUGAUAAACAUUCUUGCUGAAAUUUCUCAGACGGGAAAGCAGAGGCAUAUCCCCUAUAGAGACUCCAGGCUAACAUUUUUGUUGCAGGAGUCUCUUGGGGGAAAUGCCAAAUUAGCAAUGGUCUGUGCUAUUUCUCCAGCACAAAGCUGUAAGAGUGAAACUUUUAGCACAUUGAGAUUUGCACAGCGCGCCAAGGCUAUUAAGAAUAAAGCAGUAGUUAAUGAAGUCAUGGAGGAAAAUGUGAAUCACUUGCGUGAAGUGAUACGGCAGCUAAGGGAUGAACUACAUAGGGUUAAGGCAAAAGGCUACAAUCCCCAUGAUCCAGAUGGAGGUCAUUCAGCGGCAUGGAUUCGUAGAAGUAUGAAUCUACUAAAGUCUAGCCUUAGUUGUCCAAUAACAUUACGUCAUGUUGAUGAUGAUGGUGAUGAGGAGAUGGAAAUAGAUGAGGAAGCUGUUGAGAUUCUCUGUGAGCGAGUGGAUAAGCAAAUAGCCAGCAGUGAAGCUAACAAUACAAUUGAUGUGAGCAAAGAAGAAACAGUAAAUUCAGUUUCACAACAGGUGGAGUUUGAAGAUUUAAGUGGAUGUAUCAAGGACCAAAUUUCUGAGGAUAUAGAUGUUAAAAUGGAAGAAGGAGCAUCUGAACAGGAUGACAUCAUGAUUGUCGAUUGUGUGGAACCUGUAAAUGUGAGGGAUAAUUCUGUGUGCACUGUCUCUGAACCUCUAAAUGGAGUUUCUGCUACCAUUUCCAGUGCAGAUACACAGAAUGAUUUGUCAAAUGGAUCAUUGAAUUGUGUGUCUCCUAGCCUCAGCAUAGUUCCAUCUGAUGUAUCCCCAGUACUUAAGUCUCCAACUCCAAGUGUUUCACCCAGAAUCAGCAGCAGCAGGAAAAGCUUGAGGACUUCAUCGAUGUUAACUGCUUCCCAAAAAGAUCUCGAGGAUGACAAUAAGUUAGGCCUAGAUGCUUCUCAUAUAUCUUUCAAGAAAUCUGUGAGAAGUAGCUCCUCUAGUGCUCUGUGUACUCAAAAAAGUAAGAACUUUCUUACACCAACUGAACAUUUGGAAGCAAGUAUCCGCCAGGGCCUUGAAAUUAUAGAUAAUCAGCGACAAAGUUCAGCACUAAGGCGGUCAUCAUUCAGAUUUCCAUUCAAACCUGAAGAAUCCAAGCCAUUUUUACCCGUUGACAAAGUUGAUGUGGGUGUGCAAACCUUUCCUGGUGAUAUAUCAGAAGAAAAUUCAGUCAUAUUUACAUGUAGUAGUUGCAAGAAUAGAAUGCAGCUAGAGGUCAAAGAGGCUGAUGACAGUUCAAACCUACAGAUAGUACCUGUAGAUGGUACAGAGUCUGCUGACAAAUUGAAGAAUCAUGUUCCCAAAGCAGUGGAGAAGGUUUUGGCAGGAGCUAUCAGGAGAGAAAUGGCACUAGAAGAUUUCUGUGCAAAGCAAACUUCUGAGAUUGUGCAGCUUAACCGUUUGGUGCAACAAUACAAGCAUGAGAGGGAAUGCAAUGCCAUAAUAGCACAGACAAGGGAGGAUAAAAUUCUUCGCCUCGAGAACCUUAUGGAUGGUGUUUUACCCACUGAGGAGUUCAUGGAGGAAGAGCUAGCAUCCCUCACACAUGAGCAUAAGAUUUUAAAGGAGAAAUAUGAGAAUCAUCCUGAAGUUUUAAGAGCAAAAAUCGAGUUAAAAAGAGCUCAAGAUGAGCUGGAACAUUAUCGAAAUUUCUUCGAUAUGGGUGAGAGGGAAGUGUUGUUGGAAGAGAUUGAAGAUUUGAGAAGCCAGCUACAAUAUUACAUAGACUCUUCAUCCACUGCGUCUCGAAAGCAAAGUCCCAUACUGCAGUUGACUUAUCCAUGUGAGCCCAAUUCUGCUCCCCCUCUUAGUGCGGAGUCAACCGAAGAGAGUGCUGAGGCAAAACUUGAACAGGAAAGAAGUCGUUGGACUGAAGCAGAGAGCAGAUGGAUUUCUCUUUCUGAAGAAUUGAGAGUUGAACUUGAAGCUAGCAGAUCUCUAGCCGAAAAGAGGAAGCAAGAACUGGAAACUGAGAGGAAAUGUGGUGAAGAGCUAAAUGAAGCAAUGCAGAUGGCCAUGGAGGGGCAUGCACGCAUGCUGGAAGCAUAUGCAGAUUUGGAAGAGAAGCAUAUUCAGUUGCUUGCAAGGCAUAGGAAGAUUCAAGAAGGAACAGAGGAUGUCAAGAAAGCAGCUGCUAAAGCAGGAGUUAGGGGAGCUGAGUCCAAGUUCAUAAAUGCCCUUGCUGCAGAAAUUUCAGCAUUAAGGGUAGGAAAAGAAAAAGAAAGGAGAUAUCUUAGGGAUGAGAACAAAGGACUUCAGGCUCAAUUGAGAGACACUGCAGAGGCUGUGCAGGCUGCAGGAGAAUUGCUUGCACGGCUAAAAGAAUCAGAAGAGGCUGUUGCUGCUUCCCAGAAGCGAACUAUGGAGGCAGAGCAAGAAACUGAGAGGGCCUACAAACAGAUUGAUAAAUUGAAGAAAAAUCAUGAAAAGGAAAUAAGCGCUCUCAAUGAGCUCCUUGCGAAUUCUCGUUUACAUAGGGAAGCAAGACAACAACCAGUUUACGACGAGGCAUUUGAAGAAUAUGCAUGCGAUCAUAGUGGUGAAGAUGGUGAGUUGCCAAAACUCACAGAAACCUCAUCAUGGUUCUCUGGUUAUGAUCGAUGCAACAUAUAGAAUGCCUAAAAGUGUAUGUAGUAGUACUAACAGUUUCUGUUAUAUAGCUCCAAAGUCAUAGCAUAAUUUUACUGGUCAUCUGGUUGGUAAAGUUUGUGCCAAUUUGAUUACCAAUGUAUGUGUUCUCUUAUUGACCUUUUCAAUUCAGAUUCCUGAGUUCAUAAGAUGUGAAUGAAUGGUUAUAUUCUUUUAUUCA
Molecule: messenger RNA, 4203 nt
Organism: Quercus robur (English oak)
Lineage: Eukaryota; Viridiplantae; Streptophyta; Magnoliopsida; Fagales; Fagaceae
Product: kinesin-like protein KIN-12B
Exons: 16
Coding region: 228-4007 (1259 amino acids)
Biological process (GO): microtubule-based movement
Molecular function (GO): ATP binding; microtubule motor activity; microtubule binding
Source: RefSeq, a predicted model, not a curated record